Messenger RNA from Macadamia integrifolia, 1197 nucleotides. RefSeq names its product polygalacturonase 1 beta-like protein 1. The record is from RefSeq and is a predicted model, not a curated record. The coding region runs from base 66 to 1085 and encodes 339 amino acids. The transcript is spliced from 2 exons. Lineage: Eukaryota; Viridiplantae; Streptophyta; Magnoliopsida; Proteales; Proteaceae.
ACAAAUCCAAUUCAUUCAAAAAAGUCACAAACCCAACUCAUUCCGUUCUCUGUUCCAACUACACCAUGACACGUCUUUUUCUGUUUCUUGGACUUCUGAUAGUAGUAGCAAACGUUAGUAGUUUUCAAGCUGAAAAUUCAAUCCUACGAUACUGGAAAGAAAAUAUUGGUCUUCCACAACCUCCACAUUGGUUAGCGGCAAAAGCUUCUCCAUUAAACCCCCAACAAGCAGCUAUGUUUCUGAAACUUAUGGAGGGAAAUGAACUGAUCACUCACCUCCCUUCGUUCUGUAAGCAGGCUAAUGUUGCUUGUUCUACAAAUGCACUGGUGAGGAAGACAAUGCACAAUAGAACCCUACCACGAAUAGCUCGCUGGAAUGGUGCCAAACUGAAAUAUUCACUUCCAAAUAAAAUACCCUUGUUGGUUGCUAGCCAAGGGGGAUUGCCAUAUUUCCGAGAAUCAAUGGUGAAAGAGGGAGAUUUCAUAUCUGUCCCUGAUUUAAGGGACCCAGUGUCAUAUAAAUCAUUCUUGCCGCAAUCUCUGGCCUCAAAUAUCCCAUUUUCUUUUUUCCGGAUCAAGGAAUUGAAGAAGCUUUUUGGUAUAGUGGAUGAAUCAACAAUGGAUAAGUAUAUUCAUAAUACGUUGGAGAUAUGUGAGAAAUGCUCCAUUCAAGGUGAUGAGUGCACUUGUGUGACUUCAGCUGAGGAUCUCAUUGAUUUUGUUGUUGAGAAAUUAGGGCACCAUUUAUCUGUAUGGAGUACCGAGAGUGUCGAAGGAUCUUAUGAGAAUGUUAGAGUUGGGUCUAUAAAACUCAUCCAUGGAAACCUCGCCGAACUACCAGCCUUAUGUCAUAGUCAGCCAUUCCCAUUUCAAGUCUAUUACUGCCAUGUUUUAGAGAAGGUAAAAGUAUAUGCAGUUGAUAUCCAUGCUCGGAAGAAGGUGAAUCAUGCGAUCAUGGCAUGCCACUACAACACAUCUGCAUGGAAUAGUAAUCAUCUUGCUUUUCAACUACUGGGUUUUGGCCCAGGCCUAAUUGAAGUCUGCCAUUGGAUAAACGAGAAUGGAGUUGUCUGGACAAAACUCUGAGUUAAACAACAUUUGAAGAUUUGAUAUUCUUCCAGUUCUCUUGUUUACAUUACAUGUUAUUGUUUUUGCUAUUUGAAGGAUAAAUAAUGACCGUCUUUUAAGUUCCAAUAAA